Molecule: messenger RNA, 540 nt
Organism: Ixodes scapularis (black-legged tick)
Lineage: Eukaryota; Metazoa; Arthropoda; Arachnida; Ixodida; Ixodidae
Product: protein AIR2-like
Exons: 2
Coding region: 1-540 (179 amino acids)
Molecular function (GO): nucleic acid binding; zinc ion binding
Source: RefSeq, a predicted model, not a curated record
AUGUCUGAAACCGCUAUCAAGCGAAGGAUGACGGAUCUUCUGGAACCGAUCAAAGCGGAAGAUGCACGAAGAGGACCUCAGCUUUGCCCUGAUGUGUGGAGGAGAUACCACCUUACAACAGAGGACGGUCGUAUCAUACGAGCUCCUUUCAAGACGCGGUCAAUAGAGGAACGCUACUGCUACAACUGCGCAGGCCAAGGCCACCUUGGUCACCAAUGCCACAUGAAGAAGAGGGGCAAUCCAGGUACGGCCUUCUUCAUUUCUUACGACGCCCCUCGCGAGUCUCAACAUCAGAGUAUAACACACCAAAACAACGACGGAAGCUACGACAACAAACCUUCCGUGAGCAACGGCGGAGGCUUGAGAAAGAAGAAAAAGAACAAGAAGUCGCACUGCAGCGGAAAAUCGAUGCGGCUUUCUAACGACGCCUACCGCAUUGAGGAUAUACUUGGCCACAAGCGGAUUCAACGUUUCUACACGUCGACAGCUCCCGUCGACAAGCUGAAACGACUCAACAUAUUUUAUGUUGACAUUGAAUAA